Papaver somniferum (opium poppy) is the source of this 1369-nucleotide messenger RNA. RefSeq names its product transcription factor MYB30-like. The record is from RefSeq and is a predicted model, not a curated record. Gene Ontology annotation, biological process: response to auxin. The transcript is spliced from 3 exons. Bases 78 to 1154 code for a protein of 358 amino acids. Lineage: Eukaryota; Viridiplantae; Streptophyta; Magnoliopsida; Ranunculales; Papaveraceae.
GAGUCUUCCCCAUAAAAAAGAAGAGAUCAGAAGAAAAGAAAAGAAAAGAAAAGAAAAGAAAAGAAAGCAAGCAAUCCAUGGGUAGACCUCCUUGUUGUGAUAAAGUACUUGGUAUCAAGAAAGGACCUUGGACUCCUGAAGAAGAUCUAAUCUUAUCAUCUUACAUCGAAGAACAUGGACCAGGGAAUUGGAGAUCAGUACCAACUAAUGCGGGCUUGCCAAGAUGCAGCAAAAGUUGCAGGUUGAGAUGGAGUAAUUACUUAAGACCAGGCAUCAAGAGAGGAAACUUCACUGAAUUGGAAGAAAAGAAAAUCAUUACUCUUCAAAGUUUAUGGGGCAACAAAUGGGCAGCAAUAGCUUCAAAUCUUCCCCAAAGAACAGACAAUGAUAUAAAGAAUUAUUGGAAUACACAUCUUAAGAAAAAGCUCAAGAAGUUUCAUUCGGUAUUACACCCUCAUCAUCUGGGAUCAUCAUCAAAAAGCUUUGAGUUUCUUAACAAAGAUUAUAGGAGAAGUUAUGAUAGAACAAGCUUCGAAUAUCAUCGUUUGAUCCAUCAAGCUUCAUCCUUAAAUAAGUUCAUUAGUAGCACCAUUACUAAUAGUAUUACCUCAUGGUCCUCGUCUACUACUACUACUUAUGCUUCAAGCACAGGAAACAUUUCAAGACUCUUGGAAGGUUGGAUGAGAACUUCUCCUAAUAAGUUGAAAGACAGUAGUAUACUCAAAUUACUGACUACCCAAACAGAAGAGGAAGUACUACCUGGUGGCAGCGAUAACUCCAAUAACGACAACCACAACACUAGCAACAAUAAGCUUGUUGAUGAUGACAAUCUACUUAUUAAGAAAGUUGAAGUCCAAGAAACCUGUAAUGGAGAUGAUUAUCUUAUAUCAAAUGAGGCAGAUUAUUUUGAAUCACUUUUAACAUUUGACUCGACUACAAUACAUGAGUCGACAUCAGCACCUUCAAAGGAACCUCAAACAACUAAUACCACUCUGGAAGAUAGGGUUGAUUCGAUUACAGAGACUAAUCACCAAGGGUUGGUUGAAGAUGAUCAAGACCAACCUCCAUUUUCUUUACUAGAGAAGUGGCUCCUGGAUGAAGCAACUGGACAAAUUCUUGAGGAAGAUCAAAUGGAGAUCUCUCCAAUAUGUUGAUGGUAAUGCUCUUCUUCUCUGGAGCCAUAGGUUCACAAGUUAUGCGCAUGAAGAACGUUCAAAUUGAUUAUUAUGUGCUGCGAUGAUCUACAUAUGGCGAAAAACAGUUUUUAAGUAUGAAUUUGUGUUUUAGAACAUGGUUAUCUCUUUCAAAAAGUGAAUGAUCUACAUAAAAUAAAUCAAGGGCGUUUUUCCGAUAUACACCCAUUUCAAAA